CCCAGCAAGCAGUGCGCGCGACGCAAGGGCGCAGGAGGAGGAGCCUGCAGCCGUUCUUCCCGGCGGAGCCAGCUGUGGACUUGGUACAGGUGGGCAUGGGGAAGCGAUACUUCUGUGACUACUGUGACCGCUCCUUCCAGGAUAACCUCCACAACCGAAAGAAACACCUGAAUGGGCUGCAACACCUCAAAGCCAAGAAGAUGUGGUACGACAUGUUCAGAGAUGCAGCUGCCAUCUUGCUGGAUGAGGAAAACAAACGACCCUGCAGGAAGUUCCUGAUGACAGGCCAGUGUGACUUUGGCUCCAACUGCAGAUUUUCUCAUAUGUCAGAGCAAGACCUGCAGGAACUGAGCAUCCAGGUGGAGGGGGUGAAGCCCUCAGAGCCACAGUCUUCCAGUACCCUGUGGGCUGGCCGCCAGUCCAGGAGCUACCCCCCUCCCUGCGGGCACCCCCGCCAGGGGGAUGGCCCCUACAACCCCGAGUGCAGUGGGGCUGAGGCCCCUACCCAUGCUUAACUCCCACUGGUCAUUGUCUCGUCUUUCACAAUAAAACACCUGUUUGCACUAGGGAGGCCAAGCCCUUUCUGCUGUCCCAUGGAGUGCUGAGACUGCAAGACUGACCUCCCCAGGGCUCAGCAGCCCCCGUGGAAGCUGCAGCCCCACUCACCAUCCUAACCUCUUUCACAGGAUGUCUUGAGAAGAUGAGCAAGGAAACUCCCAGAUGUUUAUAAAGAAAGUUUGUCCCCAUGGUGGUUAGAGCGUGUU
Messenger RNA from Octodon degus (degu), 764 nucleotides. It is a transcript of the gene Zmat5, whose product is annotated as zinc finger matrin-type 5. Gene Ontology annotation, cellular component: U12-type spliceosomal complex. The record is from RefSeq and is a predicted model, not a curated record. Bases 96 to 515 code for a protein of 139 amino acids. Gene Ontology annotation, molecular function: zinc ion binding. Lineage: Eukaryota; Metazoa; Chordata; Mammalia; Rodentia; Octodontidae. The transcript has 5 exons.